GACGUCACUCGCUCGAAUGGCUGGGAAAAAGAAGCGCGAGAUAGAAACUUGGGCGCGCAGCAAUACAUGUUCAGCUGUUGGGUCGCGCGGCGCUUUUAUAUGAAAGCGUUGACUGUAUUUGAUCGACCAUCUCAUUAACAUCAUAGAUGUUUUUGCGUUUGUAUGCUGCAUGCACAGCGUCCUCGUAAAGUCUGUUUUAUUGGUGCAUUUGAACAAACUUUAGGGAAAUGUUGCGGUGGACGCGCGGUGAGGACGAGGACGAGGCCAUGUGUCAGGACACAGACUCUGAUGUGGCUGACCAGAAGGAUUGUGGGAAAGUGAAGGUCAAGUGGACACAAGAGGAGGAUGAUAAGCUGCGGAAAUUAGUGCUAAACUCUGGACAAAAUGAUUGGAAAUACAUCGCUGGCUUUUUAUCUAAUCGAUCCGAGCAUCAGUGUCAGCAUCGCUGGUUCAAAGUUUUGGAUCCUGAUCUCGUCAAAGGACCCUGGACAAAGGAGGAGGAUGAAAAGGUGAUUGAGCUGGUGAAGAAGUACGGCAACAAGCAGUGGGCGAUGGUGGCCAAGCACCUGAAGGGCCGUCUUGGGAAGCAAUGCCGAGAGCGCUGGCACAAUCACCUCAAUCCAGACGUCAAGAAGUCUUCCUGGACUCCAGAGGAAGAUCUCAUCAUCUACAAGGCUCACUGUGUGCUGGGCAACCGCUGGGCCGAGAUCGCCAAACUGCUCCCUGGAAGAACGGACAAUGCUGUCAAAAACCACUGGAACUCCACUAUCAAGCGUAAGGUAGAGACGGGUUUCUACGCCGGCGUGGACGCGACGCUUCAUGUGCUGCAGCAGACGGAGAGUGAAGAGCUGGUGUCUGAGGAGGUGGAGUUCUGCUUUGAUGGAGCCAGCGAGGGCUUACCGGGCGACGUCCUGAAGAGGGAUCCGGAUGCUCAUGAGAAAGUCACCAAAACCGCAUCUCCCAAGACACCGAAGGCUGCAGCGAGCCCCAAAAGUGAAGGUGGAGACUCUAAUGUGUCGACGUGGGUGAUGGACAGCUCGGGGUUCCUCUCUCCAUCAGCGGCUCCCACACUAAAGGAGGUGAUGGAGCUGAUGGAUGGGGAUCUGGAGGGCUGGUGUACGAUGUCGGACUUCGAGCUGCCGGAGGAGAGCCAGAGCCCCGAGCUGCUGCAGUUUCGUCUGGAGGGCAGCACCCUGCAGGAGCUCAGCAAGGGCAGCAAAGGGGAGCUCAUCCCCAUCUCACCCGGCGGGGCGACGCCUCCGUCCAUCCUGAGCCGCCGCAGUCGCCGCCGCAUCGCCCUGUCACCUGACCCCAACGACUCCAUGACCCCCAAGAGCACACCGGUCAAAAUCCUGCCUUUCUCCCCUUCACAGUUUCUUAAUAUGUGGACCAAGCAGGACACGCUGGACCUGGAGAAUCCCUCUCUGACGUCGACUCCUGUUUGCAGCCAGAAGGCCAGCGUCACCACACCCCUGCACCGCGACAAAACCCCGCUCACGCAGAAGGAGAACUCCCUCUUUAUCACACCAAAUCACAAGUCUGACCUGGAUACGACUCCUCGAACCCCCACUCCAUUUAAAAACGCCUUGGAGAAAUACGGCCCCCUGCGGCCCCUGCCUCCGACUCCAAAUUUGGAGGAAGACCUUAAAGAAGUGUUGCGCAGCGAGGCAGGAAUUGAGCUGAUAGUAGAAGAUGAAACUCCUACAGAGAAGAAACGCAAACAAGUGCACCGGCCGCCGAUGAAGAAAGUGCGCAAGUCUCUGGCUCUGGAUGUCAUUGACUGCAGUGAGACUGCUGCUGCACGAAAGCAGCAAAUUAAAUACACCGUCAAAACAAGUGAGAAGGCUCAGAUGGCACGCUCGCUCUCUCUCGUCUCCUCUUGUGGAGUGAAGAAGGAAGAGAACGUCUUGGAUCAAGGGUUUAUUCUUGGCCCGAAUGAGAGCGGGCUUCCCUCUAAACCUGCGCCUCUCACACUGAAACAGAGUCCUCCGUUACCUAUGUCUCCAGCCUGGGAAGCCGUUGUCUGUGGACGGACGAAGGACCAGCUGAUCAUGACGGAGAAAGCACGGCGGUACCUCCGCUCUUUAAAAUCUCCCGCACCAAACCGAGCGCUCAUACUCUCCUGAUCCCACGUCCAGCCCCAGUGCAGCUCUGGAUCGGAUUCUACAAAGCAUAAUGUGUACAAUAUGUUGAUUUAAAAAAAAAAUAUGUAAAUGUCAUGUAGAAUAUGAAUCCAAUUACUGUUCCAGAAUAGACACUUUAAUGCUGAUAUUGCUCUUGUCCUGUUUUCUGUGGCACAUUCAGAAUACCACCUGACAACCCUGUAUGAUAAGUGUGAUGCUGUUUUUGUAUUUAUGUAUUGUCCAGCUGUUUCUGAUGUGGCCGAGCUGAGUUAAUGAUCAGGUUGCUGUUCAGGAAUCCUAGUGGCGUUUUAUACUCAGUUCUUCAUAUCUGUAAGGAUAUCUGCUAGACUCGGCUCAUGUGAUGUAUAUACAGUCAGUGUAUUAAAAGAAAUAGGUUUGACAUUUUUCCUAGCUUUAAGUUGGUCAAAAUGUUACACAUCUAGACGUUUCGUAAAAUAGCAUUUAGGACCUUAAGCUAGGGCUUUAAUUCAGUGUGCAUAAAAACUUAUUUUACAAAAAAAUAAAGUAAGCUAUUGUAUGCUACAAAAGAAAAAUUAACCAACCGUUGACUGUCUUGAUGGUAACAUUUAGACCAUGUAUUUCUGUGUAACUAGCAUUUUCAAAAAUAAUUGUGUAACUAUUUCAAUUUUGCUGAAAUGUAAUUACCUUGUCCUUUGGUAAAAGCUGUAUGUUUGGCUACUUGUAUUUAAAGUUGAGAUGGAUGUGGUGCAGUUUUAUCUGGUUGUGUGCAGAAUUGAUGGCA
Carassius gibelio (silver crucian carp) is the source of this 2886-nucleotide messenger RNA. RefSeq names its product myb-related protein B. Gene Ontology annotation, cellular component: nucleus. NCBI's taxonomy places the organism in Eukaryota, Metazoa, Chordata, Actinopteri, Cypriniformes, Cyprinidae. The coding region runs from base 228 to 2126 and encodes 632 amino acids. Gene Ontology annotation, biological process: regulation of DNA-templated transcription. Gene Ontology annotation, molecular function: DNA-binding transcription factor activity, RNA polymerase II-specific; RNA polymerase II cis-regulatory region sequence-specific DNA binding. The transcript has 15 exons. The record is from RefSeq and is a predicted model, not a curated record.